Neoarius graeffei (lesser salmon catfish) is the source of this 1175-nucleotide messenger RNA. RefSeq names its product nuclear transport factor 2 (gene nutf2). The record is from RefSeq and is a predicted model, not a curated record. The transcript is spliced from 5 exons. Gene Ontology annotation, cellular component: nuclear pore central transport channel. Gene Ontology annotation, biological process: protein import into nucleus. Lineage: Eukaryota; Metazoa; Chordata; Actinopteri; Siluriformes; Ariidae. The coding region runs from base 116 to 499 and encodes 127 amino acids.
CGCAUGCGCAAAAGCGCUGGCGGCUCAAUUCCACCGUGUGUUCUAAUCGCCAUAACUGGACCGGAGGAUAGCUACGGUUAGGGCUCGUGGAGUGCCUGUAGCGGGGUGAAUCAGGAUGGGAGACAAGCCAAUCUGGGAACAAAUAGGAUCCAGCUUUGUUUCACAUUACUAUCAUCUGUUUGACACAGAAAGAACUCAGCUUGGAUCAAUAUAUAUUGAUACAUCAUGCCUUACAUGGGAAGGACAGCAAUUCCAGGGAAAAGCAGCGAUUGUCGAGAAACUCUCUAGCCUGCCCUUCACAAAAAUAGCCCACAGCGUAACAGCACAAGAUCACCAGCCCACUCCUGACAGCUGCAUAUUGUGUAUGGUAGUAGGACAACUAAAAGCAGAUGAUGAUCCCAUCAUGGGGUUCCAUCAGAGCUUCAUUCUGAAGAACAUUAAUGAUGCAUGGGUGUGUACCAAUGACAUGUUCCGCCUUGCGAUCCACAACUUUGGCUAAAAAGCACCAUGGCUGUCCGGGGGGGGGGGAACGGGGGAAGGUGGAGAAUAGGGCACAUCGCCCCCAGUGAUGCCUGAACCUCAGUCUGCCCUUCAUUCGUCUUUUGAGAUUCAGCACCGGAUUCCAAGAAGUCAAAUCACAGAUAACAUACCGGCACACAGUAGCGCCUCUGCUCCUGACAUGAGAAGUGUUUCUUUGCUGAAAGCCCACAGAUCCAUCAAAGCGCGAUCCCUUUCCCCUCUGCUGAUGUGCAUGAUGAUGGCGAGCUCGAAUAUCAGAGGACACUGACGUGGAAGAGACAUGUUUAACAUCACAUAAUUUCUACCUGUUAUUUCUAUUUACAAUUUAGUUCUUGAGUUUGACUCUAAAUUCAUAACUGUCUUAACUGGGUUCCUUUGUUUUAGUACUUAUUGUGUUCUCUGCUUGUUUUCAUAGUUUUGCUUCUUGGCACUUAUUUCUUCUUCCUCUUUUUUUUUUUUUUUCCUCUUGAACAUUGGAGCUUCCAUUCAUUGUGAUGUAAGAUUGCUCUAACUAUCCAAAGAAAUGUUAAUGUAAACACACCCCCUCCCCGAUCCCCCACCCCUUCAGACCAGUGUGCUUCUCACCUUCUGCUCACUGCUCUCUGUGACGAUAAUUAUCAAGCCACAAGACACAAUAAAACCUUUGACUUUCUUAA